Messenger RNA from Trichomonas vaginalis G3, 735 nucleotides. Its product is annotated as regulation of cilium movement. NCBI's taxonomy places the organism in Eukaryota, Parabasalia, Trichomonadida, Trichomonadidae. The record is from RefSeq and is a predicted model, not a curated record. Bases 1 to 735 code for a protein of 244 amino acids. The transcript has a single exon. Gene Ontology annotation, biological process: regulation of cilium movement.
AUGGUUAACUUUCAUCUGUCGACGACAAAGGAGACCGAUUUCCUCUACACAACAACAACAGAGGAAGAGGUCAUCCGCGUUAUCGAAGAUUGUGUAGCUAUCCAUAAUGCAAUCAUCAAAAUCCGUGAAAUUGUUUCCAAGCUUAAGGAUUUAAUCAAGCUUGGCCCAAUGGGAGAGAACAACGAGCGUGCUAAUCCACCAGAGAAGAAGGAAAUUCUUGAACGCGCCAUCGCUGAUGCCGAAGCUGCAAUUGAUCCAGAAUUAGUCAAGAAGAAAGUCGCUCUCACUGUCGAAGGCGUCACAGAAGAGCUUGCACGUCUUUCUGGUGCAGUUACAAUCGUUUAUCCAGAAGGAUUACCAAAGACUGAUCCAGUUCGCAAGAUUAUGGAUGGCGAACCAGUCAAAUACGAACUUGAUCCAAAGCUUGUCCAGUUUUGGGUUACACGCAAGUCAUAUCAACGCGGAAAACACAUUUUCGACUACACAGGAAAGAAUGAACGCCAAACAUUCGUUGCCAAGUUUACAGGUCCAGAAUCUGGCCCGCCACCACGCGAUAUGACAAUGGAUAAGGAGGCCCAGAUCCGUCUCAUGUCUCAAAUGCAUCGUAAAGCUGAGGAAUUAAAGAGAAUCGAAAACGACGAUGAUACAUCUUACCUCGAUUCACAGUGGGCUAAUCCACGUGGCCUCAAGAACACAUUCCAAGGCUUAGAAGAUGUCGACUGGAAGCCGAAAUAA